This is a messenger RNA of Macadamia integrifolia, 1339 nucleotides long. RefSeq names its product protein CUP-SHAPED COTYLEDON 3-like. Gene Ontology annotation, molecular function: DNA binding. Lineage: Eukaryota; Viridiplantae; Streptophyta; Magnoliopsida; Proteales; Proteaceae. The transcript has 3 exons. Bases 234 to 1115 code for a protein of 293 amino acids. Gene Ontology annotation, biological process: regulation of DNA-templated transcription. The record is from RefSeq and is a predicted model, not a curated record.
CUAUGGUUCUUCUUGAACCCUCUUAUUUUAUUAUUCACAAGCGUAAACAGCUAUAUCUAAACCAAGUAAGACCUUGUACUCAUCUAUAUAACAUUCCAAAACCCCAAACAGCCGAGGACUUUAGAUUUUAGAUUACAUAGUCCCAAGGAGUCCUGACUGUGUAUCACUUUUAGCAUUUAAAACCAAAACCCAAUCACCUUCUUUAGCCAUUCUUUCCCUCCAAAACAGCAAAGAUGAGUCUAAGAGACAUUGAAGCCACACUACCUGCAGGUUUCAGAUUCUACCCUAGUGAUCAGGAGUUGGUCUGCCACUAUCUAUUCAAGAAGAUUGCUAAUGAAAGAGUCUCUAAGGGAACCAUGGUAGAAGUGGACUUGCAUACUUGUGAACCCUGGCAACUACCAGAUGUGGCCAAGCUUGGUGCCAAUGAAUGGUACUUCUUCAGUUUCCGGGACCGUAAAUACGCCUCCGGCCUGCGAACCAACCGAGCGACGAUUUCAGGAUACUGGAAGGCUACCGGUAAAGAUCGUCCGAUAUAUGAGCCCAACUCCCGUGCAAUUGUGGGUAUGAGGAAGACUUUGGUUUUUUACCGUAACAGAGCACCAAAUGGGAUCAAGACUGGUUGGAUCAUGCAUGAGUUUCGUCUCCAGAACCCUUUUAUGCCUCCCAAGGAAGAUUGGGUGCUUUGCAGAGUCUUUAACAAAAGUAGGGCAUCAGAGCGCAGGGAGAGCUCCAACCAGCUGGAAAAUGAAUAUGAAACAUCAAAUGGAGGAGUCUCUCCUCCAAAUUUAUCCUCAUCAUCUCACUCUACUUAUAACCAACCACAUCUCUCAUAUGGGUCCCACCAAACCAACUCAUUUCCUCAUGAACUCCUACAUCAUGAAGCUGCAGGCCACAACAGUCUACUAAAUUUAGCAGUUUUCAAUGCCAAUAUUUCUCCACAGCAAGAUCAAGAGAGCAACAAACCCUUCUUUGAGAUUCAGUCUAGAAUAAGAGGUGAUGAUCAGUAUGGAUUUCUACUCAAUAUGGGUUUGGAAGACAACAACUUUGGGAACCAAGAAGCUUCAAGUUUAGAGGAGAUGAAGUUUGAAGAUUAUGAUAAUAUUGUUUUUAUCUAGAUUGAAUUAAUAGUUAAUAAUAUAUAGAAGACAUAAUUAAAUAUACCAUAGCUCUACUAGUUACCCCAUUUGUUCAUGCAUCCAUUUGUCUGUAUAGACCAUAUUAGAUUAUGUUUGGUUUGGAGCUUAGAUGUUAGAGAUCAAAGAUGCUCUUUGGGGCCUGUAAUUAUUAUAUUUAUGUUAGGAUGUAAAUAUCACAUAAAUCAAAAAUAUAUGAACAUCAA